Messenger RNA from Triticum dicoccoides, 2758 nucleotides. RefSeq lists its product as uncharacterized. The record is from RefSeq and is a predicted model, not a curated record. Bases 19 to 2631 code for a protein of 870 amino acids. Lineage: Eukaryota; Viridiplantae; Streptophyta; Magnoliopsida; Poales; Poaceae. The transcript has 2 exons. Gene Ontology annotation, cellular component: membrane.
CACUAUUUUUCUGUGCAAAUGGAGGCCGAGCGAGCACGCCAGAACAGCCCAACUGAGAUCACAAUUGACGGCCCCGAGCCGGAUCCUUCUCCUGCCACCAAUCUAACAAAUGGAAACAGACAGCCCCAGGAUCCUCAGCCUCCUGCACAACCGGAACCAGAAGAGAUCAAGAGCUACGAGCUCAUGCUGGACCUGAGCAAGUACAUCCUACUGCUGGCAACGCUGGUGGCCACGGUGACAUAUGCAGCGGGGUUCAACCCGCCUGGGGGCGUCUGGCAGGAGACUGUCACCUCCUCGGACCAACUCGCCGGCGACUCCAUUAUCCGGACCACCAGCUACUGCCAGUACCUGGUGUUCUUCUACUGCAACGCCACCGCAUUUGCCUCGUCGCUCAUGGUCAUCGUUGCCAUCCUCUUCCUCGCCAUCGUGGAAGAGAAGAAGAAGCACCGCGUCCCCCUCCUGCCACUUUGGGCGGUCAUGGUGGUGGACCUGUUGAGCGUCAUGGGGGCCUACGCUGCCGGGACCUGCCGCGACAAGCCCACCACCAUCUUCUCCUUGGUGCUGGUGGGUGCCGCCAUCGCCUACCUCGCUAUUCAGAUGAUGCUGACCGACCCUGUGCAGGAGAAACGGCUUCGCAAGGUCCUGAUGCUGCUGGCCUCGUUGCCACGCAACAACAGCUGCACCGACCCUGUGCAGGAGAAACGGCUUCGCAAGGUCCUGAUGCUGCUUGCGACAUUUGCGGUGAGCGUGACGUACGUUGCCGGGAUAAGCACACCAGGCGGCUUCUGGGAUAACACCGAGAACGGUCACCGCCCUGGCGAUGCAAUCCUCAAGGACAGCCAUGGCAAGCGCCUGACAGUGUUCUUGUGCUUCAACACCCUAACGUUCGUCGCAUCGCUGCUCAUCAUCGUGGUGCUUCUGGACAAAAAGCCUCCCAUGACUAAGGCAUACGGGUUUAUCGCUGUGGCGCUGAUCAGCCUCAUCGUGUCAUACACGGCCGGCAGCUGCAGGGAGACCGACACCAACUUCUAUGUGGGCAGCCUGGUUAUUGCCGUCCUGGCAUUCAUGGCAUUGUUUCAAGUUGCAUUUGUUCAAGAUACCAUAAAAGCUGCAAGGGAUACCAGGUUCUUGACCAAAAUCAGAACCUUCUAUCAUUCGGUGUGGAGCUUGCCAGAAGCAAUAACAAUAGCUCCAGGUCCGAAGACUAAUGACAACAGGGUCGCAGCGGAGAAAUCUCGCUCCCUUGUACUGUUGCUAGCCACUCUUGCUGCAACCAUCACUUAUCAAGCGGGGCUGGAUCCUCCUGGUGGCGUCUGGCCGGAUAAUGGGAACGGCCACAUGGCUGGUGACCCAGUCCUCCUCACGGUGAAUGCUAAGCGGUACAAGGCCUUCUUCUACUGCAACUCAGUCGCCUUUGUAGCCUCCUUGGUGGCCAUCAUCCUGGUUCAAAGCAAGGUUAUGCUCCAGACCUAUGUGCUCGAGGCAGCCAUGGUACUGGACUUGUUUGGCCUCAUCGGAGCAUACGCCGUGGAAAGCUCUCGGGACUUGACCACUUCCAUUUACGCCACGGCCUUGGCAGGCGCCGUCCUGGUCUAUGUAGUGAUCCAUGUUGUCUUCUUCACACUGAACCACGCCAACCCCACCUCAGAGGAAAUUAAGUCCGUGGAGAAGAGGCGCAAGCGCUUGCUCCUUUUCGCAGUCCUGGGCGCGACCAUCACUUACCAAGACGGGUUGACCCCUCCCGGCGGUUUCCGGCUCCAAGAUGAUAGCGGGCACCACGCGGGGGAUCCGGUCCUCCUAUACAAUUUUCCCCGCCGUUACACGGCCUUCUUCUACUGCAAUACGGUGAGCUUCAUGCUGUCCAUCGCCCUCAUCAUACUGCUCGUGAACCCGCAUCUGUACAGACCAGCGAUACGAAGCUAUGCGCUUGCUGUUUGCACAGUGGCGGGCAUGUUUGGUCUGAUGGGAGCAUACGCUGCCGGAAGCACGCAGCAUCUGAAAACAUCCAUCUACAUUUUCGUCUUGGUGGUUGUGGUCCUGGUCGUUAUAGCUUUACUGCUCCUGGUAUUCUUGUUGAAGGAAAGGAAAAACAAACCUGAAGACAAGGCCGGUGGACCGGAGCCUGUAAAGGAAAGGAAAAGGAAAGGAGAAGGAGAAGGAAAAGAAAAGCAUGUCAUGCGCAAAUACCUGAUGCUGCUAGGAAUCUUGGUGGCAAGCGUCACCUACCAGGCCGGCCUAGAUCCACCCGGUGGAGCUUGGCAGCACAGCGGGAAUGGGUACGACGCGGGCAACCCGAUCAUGCAUGACAGCCAGAGGCACCGUUUCCUCGCCUUCUUCUACAGCAACUCUACAUCCUUCGUGGCAUCCUUUGUUGUUAUCAUCAUUUUGCUAUUGCAGCGGAAGGACGAGGAGAAAUGGUCGCUCAGGGUGAUGAACACGACGAUUGUGCUGGAUUUGCUCGCUCUCCUGGGGGCCUACGCAACAGGCUCCAGCAGGGGGUGGAAGACGUCUGUGUAUGUCAUUGCACUAGUGAUCGCCGUGCUGGCAUAUGUUGCAACCCAUAUGAUGCUGGCAAUCUUAUGUUCUCAUAGUUCGCAGGAAGAGGGCAGCAGUGGGACAGCAGAGGCUUGAUUAUUAGUGUUCUCUGUUCAUACAAGACAGUAACAGUAAAGCCUGUGAUUCUCUUCUUAUAAACCUAUCAAAAUGUCAGCGUAGGCGAUCUUCCUGUAUAUCUAUUUCCCCAUUCUCCCCUGAUUUG